Dichomitus squalens LYAD-421 SS1 is the source of this 1294-nucleotide messenger RNA. Its product is annotated as saccharopine dehydrogenase. The record is from RefSeq and is a predicted model, not a curated record. Gene Ontology annotation, molecular function: saccharopine dehydrogenase (NAD+, L-lysine-forming) activity. NCBI's taxonomy places the organism in Eukaryota, Fungi, Basidiomycota, Agaricomycetes, Polyporales, Polyporaceae. The coding region runs from base 35 to 1144 and encodes 369 amino acids. Gene Ontology annotation, cellular component: cytoplasm. The transcript is spliced from 4 exons.
GGCCUCCUCACAUCCCCCCAUCCGGUAGUUCAAUAUGGCCAGGCAGUCUCUCUGGCUCCGCUGUGAAAAGAAGGAAUUCGAGCGACGUACAGCUAUCACACCCAAGGUAGCCAAAAAGCUGAUCGAUGCGGGGUUCGAGAUCUUCGUGGAGCGCGACGACCAGAGGAUAUUCAAGGAUGAGGAGUACGAAGCGGUCGGGUGCAAGCUGGUCGAGAACAACUCGUGGCCGAAUGCUCCGAAGGACAUCCCGAUCAUUGGCCUGAAGGAGCUCCCCGAGUCUAACGCCCCCAUUCCGCAUACCCACAUACAGUUCGCGCACUGCUACAAGCAGCAGAGCGGGUGGUCUAAGGUCCUGUCGCGCUUCUACCGCGGGAACGGGACAUUGUAUGAUCUCGAGUUCCUCACCGACGAACAAGGCCGCCGGGUGGCCGCCUUUGGGUACCAUGCUGGUUUUGCGGGUGCCGCAGCAGGUGCGCUCGCGUUCGCUGCAGAAAAGGCUGGAAAGCCACUGGGCCAGCUAGAGCCCUACGAAAAUGAGCAGGCGAUGGUCGACGAUGUCAGGAGGGUCCUCGGAGGCAGCGCCAAGGGCUUGAAGGUUAUCGUCAUUGGCGCGCUUGGUCGCUGUGGACGGGGAGCAGUCGACUUGUUCCGCAAGAUUGGAGUUGAGGAGGACGACAUCCUGAAGUGGGAUAUGGCUGAGACAGCCAAGGGUGGUCCGUUCCAGGAGAUCCUCGACGCCGAUAUCUUCGUCAACUGCAUCUACCUCAGUUCGCCCAUCGCGCCAUUCCUGACGGAGCAACAAAUCGCGGCCGCCGGCAAAGACAGGCGGUUGCGGGUAGUCGUUGACGUCAGUUGCGACACAACAAACCCGCACAAUCCCAUCCCCAUAUACUCGAUAAACACGACCUUCGCCAAGCCUACUGUUCCAGUAGAAGUCGGCGCGGGUAACCCACCACUAGCGAUGGUGUCCAUCGACCAUCUUCCAACUUUGCUUCCCAGGGAGGCGUCAGAACAGUUCAGCGAAAAUCUGUAUCCAUCGUUGUUGGAACUGCCCAACCGUCAAACGGCUCGGGUCUGGGUCGAGGCAGAGAAGCUAUUCAGGACCAAGCUGGCCGAGGCCGUGAAGGCGGAGGGUCUGCAAUGAGUAAUCGCGGGAAGCGCAGCCUUGUAAUACCAUAGAGACAACGAGUACAAUGUGUCGGAAUUCCGAUAGACCAAAGAUGGAAAGGAUUGUACUGCCAGGAACGUCGUCGGUCGACACCGUAACCAUUAGCGUGACCUUCCAAGUGUCGGC